GCGUUGUGGGCAAAUUGGCUCACUAAACAUCGAUAUCGACCAAUAUACUUUAUGUACAGAUCUCUUCAGCUUGGAAGCGUUUGAGUGCGCCCUUAGGUUAAAUAUUUAUUUCAGAUUCCAGAUUUCAGAGGACAACAGCAUGGUCGAGCCAAAAACUAAAGCCCCGCAUUUACGGACCCCCACAGCAGAGACCGUUCUACCACUCAGCAGGGUCCGGACCAUCAUGAAGAGUUCGAUGGAUACCGGCUUAAUUACGAACGAAGUGCUCUUCCUGAUGACCAAGUGCAGUGAACUAUUUGUGCAGCAUUUGGCGCGAGAAGCGUACGCGGCCUCUUGCUCCAAGGAGACCAGUGACACCCUCAAGUACGAGCAUCUCUCGCAGCUGGUAAACAAGAGUUCCAAUCUCGAGUUCCUGCUCCAAAUAGUUCCAGAGAAGAUUCGCGUGCACACAUUCCAGGAAAUGCUGCGCCUCAAUCGUUCCGGCACCACCAGCGAUGAUGAUGACGAUGAUGACUCUGAAUCCGAAUCUGAGUCCGAGUCAGAUGAAUGAUGAGGCGCGGCACUGGGCCCCAUUUCCAGCACACCAUUUAUACACUAAUCCUCACGUCCAUUUACCAUUACCAAUUGAUUUAUUGUGCGAUUUGUUAACUUUAUGAAGAUUUUAUGCCUAGAUUUAAGCACAGUGUUUUGCAAUUCACCAAAUGUACUCCAUACGAGUAAGUGUUAACUUUACAAUGAAAUAAAUUUUAGUUAUGAAGCCAAAA
Messenger RNA from Drosophila subobscura, 764 nucleotides. It is a transcript of the gene Chrac-16, whose product is annotated as chromatin accessibility complex 16kD protein. Gene Ontology annotation, cellular component: nucleus; CHRAC. The record is from RefSeq and is a predicted model, not a curated record. Bases 140 to 550 code for a protein of 136 amino acids. NCBI's taxonomy places the organism in Eukaryota, Metazoa, Arthropoda, Insecta, Diptera, Drosophilidae. The transcript has a single exon. Gene Ontology annotation, molecular function: protein heterodimerization activity.